AUGAUCAUGUUGAAUUUGUACGCGUUGAGCUGGUAUUGGGUCAUGCAUCUGGGUUGUGUCGUCGAUCGAAGACGUUCGAGCGGGGAUGACAUAUUCUCCGGUCUGAGAAGAGUGACUGUUGGGAGUAGAGAAUCUGGGUGGCCAACGAGACCUGGUGGUUCAGUUGGAUGGGGAAAGGACAUUACUAUGCUACCGACGCAGAUCUAUGGAACGGUGGCGUUCUUGGGCAACCAUAAUCAAACCCAAGUGCACGACCAACACUAUCCGGCAACGUCAUGGAAUUGCCACUCUCACUUCUCAAGAUCUCACCCAACGGCUUGGCUUGCGGCAUACGAUAACCGCAGGUUACUCUUAAAUCCCUGCUCGGCGGCGGCAUCUCAAGGUUGGGAGGAGUUCAAACGUACGUUAGGCAGGAGAGGUAUACGACGACCGAGAAGUCAUUUCCUGACAUGCCCCCCAACGAACGAUAACCUACUCACGCGGCUCAAUUUUAAGACGAACGCCACAUACAUCCUGUUCGAGUCCCCUAGAGAUCCCGGCAUAUCCUCUAUGCUAUGUGCGGCUCAUGACGACGCUUCUUUGCGCCACGGGCUACUUAACGUCACAGAAAUGCAUUCACGCACACAGAGAUGUCCGUCGUGA
This is a messenger RNA of Laccaria bicolor S238N-H82, 642 nucleotides long. RefSeq lists its product as uncharacterized. The record is from RefSeq and is a predicted model, not a curated record. The transcript is spliced from 2 exons. NCBI's taxonomy places the organism in Eukaryota, Fungi, Basidiomycota, Agaricomycetes, Agaricales, Hydnangiaceae. Bases 1 to 642 code for a protein of 213 amino acids.